AUGGAGCAGCCACCAGUUAAAACAGCCAAACAAUUAGAAAAGGAUGCCAAGAAAUUGGCCAAGUUGGAAAAGUUUAAGCAAAAACAAGAUCAAAAACAAAAUGCCCCAAAAGAAGAAGUAUGUACUUAGUACUAACCUAUUAUAUUUAUUUUACUUUAGUAAAAAAUAAUAGAUUUACAUAGUUUAUUUGAUGAACAUUCAACUAGGUUCUUAUUGUCGAAUAGUCUUAAGAAUAAUUUAUAAUAUCUCUUAAGACUUUAACUGUAGGUAUAUUCUGUUUCACAUAAAGAAAGUUAAUUAAAACAUGCAUAUUUUGCAUUCCUUCUAUAGAAUUCAGUUAACAUUUUUAUAAUUAAAAACAAAAUUAUAUAAAAAGCUUCUACAGAACUUCUUACACAGAGGAGUCACGGAAGAUGAUUAAUAAAAUAUCACCAACACCCCUGGAUGAAUCUAAGUCAAAUUUAGUGUUGAUUGUUUUAAACAGUUCAAAAAAUAACUCUAAAUGUUGGACACAAAAAUAUUUUUAUUGUAUAGAUUGUAUCUAUAAAACAGUAAUAUUUUUUUAUUAAUAGGAAUAAAAAAAUCAAUGUUAACAAUCAGUUUAAAAACUCAGAAAUUAAGGGAAAAGUAUUUAAUAUAUAGUAAUUUAUUGGUUAGAUAUUUUUCAAGUAACAAUUGUGGUUUUAUACCUGGGAUCAAGUUAUAUUUUUAAAUCUUUUAUUUAAGGAAUUAAUAACAUUAUUGAACCUUGAAUUAUUUGUUGUUUACACACUAAUGGCAUGUUAAUAUUACCAUUAUAUAUAUAUUCUGUUAUAUUACUUACGUUUUUGUUUACAUUAUCAGAAAAAAGAAAAAAAGAAGCCAAUCAAUAAAGAAAAAGGAGUUAUAUUGUAUGAACAAGAUACUAAACCAGGUGAUAAAAAAGAUAUUGCGUGCCCAAUGCCUGAUUCAUAUAGUCCUAGAUAUGUUGAAGCUGCAUGGUAUAGUUGGUGGGAAAAAGAAGGAUUUUUCAAACCAGAAUAUGGAGUAAUUAUGUAUAUUUUUUUUAUUAUACAUUGCCAUAGUAAAUAUUAUAUUACAGUUAUAGUAUCUGUGUUGCUGCUAAUGAGUAUUUCAAAAUUACACACCGUUUAAUGUUUGUAAUUAUGUGUUAGUACAUAACUUAGUUAUAGUAUUGUAUAGUAUUUUCAAUUACUAUCAAUGAUUAUUAUACCUAAUUUUCACGAAAUACAAUAUUAAUAUUUACUUGGAACAUUUUGGUACUGGUCUCAUGUACUUAUAUGCAAUUUGUAAACAGUUUACUGGUCUCAUAUGCAAUCUACAAUUUACUAUCAAUUUAUCAGUUUUACUACAAAAUUAUAUUUUCAUUCUUCUGCCAGUUAAACAUAUUAUUAUUCAUUAUAUAGUCUCCAUUUUUUCGUUGACUAUUAAUACAUUAUUGUUACUUUUUUCUUGUCGUUUUUAUUAUUCUUAUAAUUAUAUCAACUUUUGAACUCAACCAUAGGUAAUUUAUACAAGGAAUAUUAUUUGGGAUGAAGUACAAUGUGUACCGUAUUUAAGUAAACAGAGUAAAAACUAAUUACCUAUACGUUAGUACCUGGAGAUAUGAUGGAGAUGAUAUUGAAAAUGAAGACAAAAAUUAUGAAAACAGAGAUAUGAAUCCUAACAACAGUUAUGAUUCACUAAUAGAGGGCCCUUAAGUUUUUGGCUUAUGUUGGCCACAUAAUAAGAUUUUAGAAGACAAUGUAUUAUUAUUAAAAAAGGAGAUGCGAAAACCUUUUUGUUCAUAAUUAUGAGCGAAGUAAAAUUACAAACUACUAUUUACAGUAAAUUGAAAGCAUAUUCAAAUUUAAAUCAACUUAGAUUUAUCUGUAAAACUGUUAAUCACAAUAAAAAUUGAACCAAUAAACUGGAAUCUAAUACUCACAUCUAGAACAUUGAAUGUGUAUGGCGUUAUACAAAACAAAAUUGUAAUAUACAAGUUAAUGGAGCCUAUUUGCUUAGAAUGUGGUUAUAAGAAGAAUGGUGAAAUGUAACCACCAAAAAAUGUAAUUUUUAAAAAGUUUCUUAAUGACAGAGUAACCUUUUGUGAGUAAUACUUUUUAAUUUUAAUAUUAUAUCGUGUACUAUUCAUUUUUCAUAAAUAUUUAAUAUAAAUUUAUUUUAAUAAUUAUAAAACAUAUUUUUCUUUUGUUUAAUAUCGGUAGAACAUCUACAAGACCAGUGAGCAAAAUGUAGAUUGCAUAUGUAUAUUAGUUGUAAUUUUUUUUUUCUGUUUAAUAUGUAUGUUCAAAUGUUUUUAUAUUUUAGAAAAAUAAUUUAUUAGAAGAAAACCCAAAUGGAAAAUUCAUUAUGAUUAUACCUCCACCUAAUGUGACUGGAUCAUUACAUUUGGGACACGCUCUCACUAAUGCAGUAGAAGAUGCUCUUACUCGUUGGUGUGUUUGACAUUUUAUUAUAUUUUAAUUUUAAAUAAACAUCAUAUCUUUGAUAUUUUUAAUAUUAGGAAUAGAAUGAAUGGAAAAACUACUCUGUGGAAUCCUGGUUGUGACCAUGCAGGUAUUGCUACUCAAGUAGUGGUUGAGAAAAAGUUGUGGAGAGAAGAAAAAAAAACUAGACAUGAUAUUGGCCGUGAAAAGUUUAUUGAAAAAAUAUGGGAUUGGAAAAAAGAGUUCGUAUUUAAUGUAGAGAUCUAAUUUAUUAAUACUAAAAGUUACAAUGUGUUUUAGAAAAGGUGACCGUAUAUAUGUGCAACUUAAAUUACUAGGAUCCUCUUUGGAUUGGGACCGUGCAUGUUUCACUAUGGACCCAAAGCUCAGCCAUGCAGUCACAGAAGCUUUUAUACGUUUACAUGAAAGCGGUGAUAUAUACAGAAGUAACCGUUUAGUAAAUUGGUCAUGUGCUUUAAAAAGUGCAAUCUCUGAUAUUGAGGUUAAUUAUACUUAUAGAUUGUUUUUAUUGUUAUCAUUAAUAUUAUUGAAGUUACAAUAAAAUCCAUUACACUAUUUAAUUAUAAUAAUGUGGUAUAUAAAAAUAGUAAACAAUGUUUGUAUGCUAUUUUUUAUUUUCUAAUUUCUAAAUCCAUUCUAUAAUUUAUAGGUUGACAAAACUGAACUACCUGGUCGCACUUUCUUAACCAUACCAGGUUACACAGAAAAAGUUGAAUUUGGUGUUCUUGUAUCUUUUGCUUAUGAAGUAAUUGGAGAAAAUGAAAAAAUUAUUGUUGCUACCACUAGGAUUGAAACUAUGUUAGGAGAUACGGCGAUAGCUGUUCAUCCGACUGAUCCUAGAUAUAUUCAUUUACAUGGUAAAUUUGUGCAACAUCCAUUCUGUGACCGAAAAUUACCUAUAGUUUGUGAUGAUUUUGUGGAAAAAGAAUUUGGAACAGGUUAGUUUUCUCUUAAAUAACAUAUAACAAUAAUAUUUUGUUAUUAAAUUAUAUUUAAUUGCAGGUGCUGUAAAAAUAACGCCCGCUCAUGACCCUAAUGACUAUGAAGUUGGUAAACGUCUUAAUUUACCUUUCAUUACAAUAUUUAAUGAUGAUGGUGUAAUCAUUGGUGAUUGUACUCAAUUUAAUGUUAGCAUCCCUGAAGAAAUUUUUGGUUUUGAACUAUUUAAUAACAAUUUAUUUUAUUAUUAAAAGGGAAUGAAAAGAUUUGAAGCUCGUAAAGCUGUAUUAGAAACAUUAAAACAAAAGAAUCUUUAUAUUGAAACAGUUGACAAUCCAAUGGUUGUACCUAUUUGUAGUCGAUCUAAAGAUGUGGUUGAACCACUAAUUAAACCCCAAUGGUACAUUCGUUGCGACCAAAUGGCUAAACAAGCGUCAGAAGUAGUCACAAAUGGGGAGCUCAAAAUUAUUCCAUCUCAACACAAUAAAACUUGGUUCCAUUGGAUGGAAAACAUUAGGUAAUAAAAUAUUAUUUACAAAUUAAACAUAUUAUUUCAUAAUAAUUAUUAUUAAUUGCAUUAUUAUUAUUUUUAGAGAUUGGUGUAUAUCAAGACAACUUUGGUGGGGUCAUCGAAUCCCAGCAUAUUUUGUUACUAUUGAUAAUAAUGAACUUCAGCAACCUGUAAGUUAGUGCAUUAAAUUAAAACAUGAAUAUUAUAAUUAAAAAAUUAAAAUUAAAAUAUUUAGCUUAAUGAAGAGGAUUGUUGGGUAAGUGCAUAUACUAAGGAAGAAGCCUUAGACAAAGCUGUAAAAAAAUUCAAUGUACCAAAAGAGAAAAUUACCCUUAAACAAGAUGAUGAUGUUUUAGAUACUUGGUUUUCAUCUGCUUUGUUUCCAUUUUCUAUAUUUGGAUGGCCCGAUAAAGUUAGUUAUUGUAAUUUAUUAAAUUCUGUUUUGUGUAAUAUAAAUUUAUAAAUAAUUUAUUUUUAGACAAACGAUUUAAAGGUGUUUUUCCCUGGUACUCUAUUAGAAACUGGAUAUGAUAUUUUGUUCUUUUGGGUAGCGCGAAUGGUUUUCUUUUCUCAGCGUUUAAUGGGUUGCUUGCCAUUUAAGUAAGUAUAAUAUUGACUACUAGGGAUUAAUUAAACCAAUAACCAGGACUCGGAUUUUAUAGCAUUUGCUAAUUAUAGAAUAAAUAUAAAAAUAGGAGAGUAAGCUUUACAUUUAUUUUAUGCACCAGAGACUCCAAAUAUUACAUUUGUUACAUUUGUGGAAUAUUUAAAUUCAGUUAUAUAGAUUAGAUUUUUUUAAGGAAAUACAUUAAUAAAUUAUAGUUUUUAAUUUUUAAAAUAUCUUCUAGUUUCGUUGGCUCUGGAAGAAUUUUUCUCUCUUCGAUUAUGUAUGGGCAUUCGAGGAGGAGGUGUUUUAUGGAUAUUAAAGAUGUGUUGCAGAAUUCCACAUGUGUUCUUUUUUCAUUAGGUGUGCAUGGGUGAUGUUUGUUAGAAAACCUGGUUCUUUAGGUUAGAAAAGCUUGAACGUUAUUGUCAACCAUUUUUAUCUAUUUUUGUUAUUAUUAAUAUACCUUGAAGGGUAAAGGGAACUGGCAAAUAAGUAAAUUGAGAUAGCAUUUUCCUUGUCUGCUAGUCUUUAAAGUAAAUUUGUGACUGAGCAUAUUGCAUUUUAUAUCAAGUGGAGGUGUAUAUGCUUUGUAUAGGAUACUUGAUAUGGGACUGGAUUCACAGGCACUAAUGCUCUGUCUGAUCCCUAAGAUCUUUAGGUCAUUUGAGUGAGGAAUUGUAAUGUUAUUCAUGUACAGAGGAAGAAGGAUGUCUAUAUAUUUUUUGUAUGAGAAACUCUAAGAUUUUUCCCAUUUGCUAAUUUCUUCAAUUCUUCAUUUUCCAUGAGGGCUUAUGACGUGUUUAUAUUUCUUUUACUAUAUAUUGCUGUCGUUACCAAACAUAAUGGUUUUGUAAGGAAUUUGUAUUAUACUGGGUAAUUUAUUAAUAACUAUUAUAAAAAGUGUGACGCUUAUACUUGAUCCUAUAUGUCAUUUUGGAAUCUAUAGUAACAGGAGUAAGGUUCAUUUAAUUUCACUGAAAAUGAUAGUUCAGAUAAAAAUGUAAGAUUUAGGCGAGUAUAUUACCGUUAAUUUUUUGUUUCUAUAGUAUGUCUAGCACACGAGAGUGCCAAAUUAUAUGGUAGCCUUUUUCAAUUUCAAGUUAAGUUAAUAUGAAAAAAUAUUUGAUGUUAAAGGCUGAGUUAUGUCUCCUGUUAUUAUUGUUGAGGCAUCUAUAGUCGAUUUUUUCCUUUGAAAGCCAAAUUGUUGGUUACUGAUAAAAAUAAUUUUUUAGUGUCCAAUAUAACUUUUUUCUAAUAAUUUGCUCAGGGUACAUAUUAAGGAUAUAUAGGACGGUAAGAAGUAACUUCAUAACAAUCUUCGUUUGGUUUAAGUAUUGGUAUAAUAAUUGCUUUUUUCCAAGAUGAGAGGAUGGGAAUAUUAAAUUGUAAAUUUUUAAUAGUAUAGAAGAUGGCUUUGUAAAGGAGUUCCUUAAUAAAUAUGUAUGCAAUUUUAUCAUGGCCAGUGCUGUGUUUUGAAUUGUUUAUGGAAAAAGCAUCAUAGAUUUUUUGUAAAUUAAUUAAAGUGUUUAUUAUUUGGUUGUUAUCGUUUUUGUAUAUGAUUGGGUUGUUGAUUGACUAAUUGAUUUUGAUUUUCUGAAUUCAGAGUAGAAAUUUUCGUCCCUGUUGUUUUUUCCAAAAAGUUAAACAAGAGCUUUAGGUUUUUCUAAUGUUAGGUUAUAUGUUUUGUCUCCUUUUUUAAAAGUGUUUGAGUGGUUUCAUUGAAUUGAAUGCCUUCUAUUAGUCAGAUUUUUUUCCAUGCUUCUUUAAUGGGACUUAUUGAGGUUUACAUAAUUUAUAAGUUUUUUCCGAGAUUUUGUUUUUUGAUGGUUAAUAAUUCUCCUUGAUUGUGCUUUGGCUUUUUUCAGGUUAAUGUGGUCUGGGGUUAUUUUUUUUUCUUUAUAUCUAUUGAGUGCUUUCUUAUAAUCUGUUUAUGGUAUUACUACAUUCUUUGGACCACCAAGGAACAGGAAUUUUUUCAGGGUAUAUUAUUGUUUUCCCAAUGGAAAUGUUUGUUUAUGGGCUGCUUCUAUUAUGAUUGAAGUAAAUUUUUUUUACAAUUAAAUCAAUGUUUUCUGGGUUUAGUUUGUUGAUGAGUAUUUAGUUUUCUGAUAUAGAAUUAUCUAUUGUGUCAGAGAAAAGCAUCCAAUUUGGGUUUUUUAAGUUCCAUUUAUUUAUAAUAAAAUUGUGAGAGUUUCUUUGAAAUAUUUUAAUUAAUAUUAGCCAAUGAUCCCUACAGAAAUAGUCUUGUUUUGACUUUCCACGAGAGAUAAGGGGAAAUUUAAGGGUAUGCUAAGAGGUAAAUUGCUAAAAAGGUCCCAUUGGAAGAAUUAUGACGUGUAGAAACUCCAUUAUUAUAUAAGAAUUUUAUAUUGCUUUUUUUUUUGUAAAUUUAAAGUAUUUCAAUUUUUAAUGUAAUUUUUCAUAAAUAGUAAAAGAAAUCUGUCAUAUGAAACCAUAAGAAAAAUUCUUACAUUUUUAUUUCAUAUUAUAAUCUAUUUUUAAGUAGCUGGACAAAUAUCCAUAAAACAGUCUACAUUUAUGACUUCCUACAAGUUUUAUUUAUUUAGUAUUUAAAAAAUAAAUACAUUUUUUUUAUUUUAGCUUUUUUUCAUAUUUUUAUGAAAAUAUAGCUUAUUUUAAGUUAUUAUGGCAUAUAUUUCAGGUAUUUUCAGUGCUAUGAAAUCCGAGCUCUGAUAAUAAUUAAUACUAUAUUUAUGUUCAGUAGUUUUUCAUCUUUAAGCUUCAGUAUUAGUAAAGGUUACUUAUAAUAUAAUAAGUAGUUUUAAAGGUAUUUUAAUUUUUUUUUAAAUGAACUAUAUUUAUAAUUUAGAACAAUAUUCUUGCAUUCCAUUGUACGUGAUGCUCAUGGCCGUAAAAUGAGCAAAUCAUUGGGUAAUGUUGUUGAUCCAAUAGACGUUAUUAAAGGCAUAUCCUUGGAAGAUUUAAACAAACAACUGUAUGAUAGUAAUUUGGACCCAAAAGAAGUAGAAAAAGCUAAAGCUGGGCAGAAACAAGACUAUCCUAAUGGAAUCCCAGAGUGCGGAACGGAUGCAUUACGUUUUGCUCUAUGUUCAUACAUGUCUCAAGGUAAAUUAUAUAAAUAUAAAUAUAUACAUUGAAAUAUUUACAAAAUUAUUACUUGGAUUAUUUAUAUGCUAUAUAGGACAUGAUAUAAAUUUGAGUAUUCUUCGUGUACAAGGUUAUCGUUUCUUUUGUAAUAAACUUUGGAAUGCUAUAAAGUUUGCACUUAUGUAUUUCAAAAAGGAAUUUAUACCAUCACCAUUAUCACAAGUAAUAUUCAUGAGAUAAUUUUGUAUAUUAUAUAAAUUACUUAAUCAUUUUAAAAUAAAUCAAAAUUUUCAUAGAAUGGAAAUAUGAGUAACAUGGACAGCUGGAUUUUAAGUCGUUUAACAUUAGCCGUAGAGCUGUGUAACACUUCAUUUGAAAAUUAUGAACUCAAUGGUGCAACAACGGCAUGCUAUAAUUUUUGGUUGUAUGAUUUAUGUGAUAUUUAUUUGGUAAUUGAUUUAAUUAUUAAUUUUAAUUUAUAAUGAAGUAGUUUAAGUUUAUUUCUAUUUCAGGAAUCUCUUAAACCAGUUUUUGCAUCAAACGAAGAUAAUUUAAUUCAAACUGCUCAAAAUGUUUUAUUUUACUGUUUGGACACAGGUUUGCGUUUAUUAUCACCAUUUAUGCCAUUUAUUACUGAAGAACUUUACCAAAGAUUACCUCAUUCUGAUAUUACUAAAUAUCCUAGUAUAUGUGUUGCUUCAUAUCCCAAAACGGUAAGUUAUAUGACACUAAUCAUUUUUGAUUUACAACCUUUUAUCAAAUAUUUAACUGUAUGGAAAUUUUAGAUAAACUAUUCUUGGCGAGAUUUAAAAACGGAAAAUGAGUUUGAAUUCAUUCAGAAAAUUAUACACAGCAUUCGGUCAGCUUUAUCAGAUUAUAAUGUUCCCAAGAGUUCUAAAACUGAAACAUAUAUUAAGUGUUCUGAUGUAGAUACAUUAAAAAUUGUAACUAAAUAUCAAUUUGAAAUUGCUACAUUUGCCAACUGCUGUACAGUGAAACUAAUAGUUUCAUCCUGUACACCAAUUGGAUGCGCUAUUUUACCUGUAUCUGAUAAAUGUCAAGUACAUCUAGUACUGAAGGUUAGUCUAUUAAAUUAUUAUUCAGUAAGAUUUAGUGUUCACAUUGAAAUUUCUUUUAACUAGGGUUUGAUUGAUGCGACCAAGGAAGUAGAAAAGUUAAACAAAAAAAGUGAUUUAUUAACGCAAACUGUAGAGAAACUUCAGAAAGCAAUGAGCGUAGCAGACUAUGAAACUAAAGUUCCUGAAGAUGUGAGAAAUACAAAUAAGGAAAAACUUAAACAGUCACAAGAUGAAUUAGAUAGACUUGUUGAAGCAAUUGGAGUACUUAAAUUAAUGGAAUAA
Molecule: messenger RNA, 8937 nt
Organism: Cinara cedri
Lineage: Eukaryota; Metazoa; Arthropoda; Insecta; Hemiptera; Aphididae
Source: the annotation of a GenBank genome assembly